Molecule: messenger RNA, 851 nt
Organism: Penaeus chinensis
Lineage: Eukaryota; Metazoa; Arthropoda; Malacostraca; Decapoda; Penaeidae
Exons: 5
Coding region: 106-744 (212 amino acids)
Biological process (GO): spindle assembly; microtubule organizing center organization
Source: RefSeq, a predicted model, not a curated record
GAAUCGCCCCGACCUGCAUUAACGAACGCGCGUGACGUCAUUGCGAGUGCCAAACAAACCGCCCAACUUGCCUCCCGCCAGUCACUGCCUUGGUUUUGACUAACCAUGAAUGCCGAUGUUGGCAUUGAAGACCUGCUGUCAGCUCAUCGUGGCCUUCACGAAAUCAUCAGCUCAUUUACCGCAGAAGAUAAUGACGGGGAUGGAAUUGUUGACGUGACGACCCUGCUCAGCGAGGGUUUGAACAGGUCCAUUUCUUCACAGCAAGUGAAUGAGUUCCUAAGGGAUGUGUCUGUGUUGGCUGAUGCUCAGAGGGAAUUGGUCAACAUAAAUGAGAAGAUGAAUAGAGCGACACAAAAUGAGAAGUCUUCAACAUUAACCCACAGUGAUAUACUUGGUGAUAGGAUUUUCUGGUGCCGUGAAGCUGAGCUACACAUCCGAACCAUCAUUGAAAACAAGGACCUACUGAUUUACCAUCUCCAACAACCUUUAAUUGCAAACUUCCUCACAAUGCAUCACCAAUAUCACAAAGACUUAAUUAUAUUGACCGGAGAACUAGCCGAUAACUUAAAUAAUGUUUGCUUUCACAUACAUCUGAUAGAGGACCAUGCUCAGAACUCUUUCCUUCAAAGAUCAGACACAUACAUCAGCCAUGUUACAAAGAUUGUGACAGAUUUGAGAAAUACACUAAGUGACAUCACAAACCUUCAAGCCUUAGUGAUUGGGAUGCUUGGAGCUCAAGAAUAAACCUUACAUACAUACAUAUAUCAAUAUGCAUAUAUAUACAUAUGUAUAUGUAUGUGUGUGUGUGUGUGUGUGUGCGUGCGUGUGUGUGUGUGUGUGUACAUACAUAU